Molecule: messenger RNA, 1275 nt
Organism: Epithele typhae
Lineage: Eukaryota; Fungi; Basidiomycota; Agaricomycetes; Polyporales; Epitheliaceae
Product: dynein regulator
Exons: 9
Coding region: 1-1275 (424 amino acids)
Biological process (GO): nuclear migration; establishment of mitotic spindle orientation; vesicle transport along microtubule
Cellular component (GO): cytoplasmic microtubule; kinetochore; microtubule associated complex
Molecular function (GO): microtubule plus-end binding; dynein complex binding
Source: RefSeq, a predicted model, not a curated record
AUGUCCCUGCUCUCGGACCGGCAAAACGAGGAGCUGCAGAAGUCGAUCCUCGAGUACCUGCACGCGAACAACUUUGUCGAUGCCGCCAACGCGCUCAGGGCCGACGCGAACCUCGACUACUCCCCCGACCCGAAGAGCAAGUAUGCGGGCUUGCUGGAGAAGAAGUGGACGAGCGUGAUCAGGUUGCAGAAGAAGAUCAUGGAUCUCGAGAACCGCAACGCCGCGCUGCAGGAGGAGGUCUCCCUCACGCCUGCUAAACGUGCCGCUCUGCAGACGGAUUGGGUGCCGAGAGCCCCCGCGUCGUACACGCUCAAGGGCCACCGACAGCAGGUCCUCAAGGUUGCGUUCCACCCGACGUUCAACGUGAUCGCCUCGGCGAGUGAGGAUGGCACCGUCAAGAUUUGGGACUGGGAAACGGGAGAGGCGGUGAACGACGUUGACUUCAGUGGCAAGGGAGAUCUCCUAGUGACUUGUUCGUCCGAUCUCUUUAUCAAGAUCUGGGACGUGCAGAAUGAGUGGAAGAACACCAAGACAUUCCCCGGCCACGAGCACACUGUUUCCUCGUGCCGUUUCCUCCCAGGUGAUCAGCAGAUUGUCAGCGCCAGCCGUGACCGCACAAUACGGGUAUUCGAUGUGGCCUCUACUCACCUAGUUAGGACAAUCUCAGGCCAUUCGGAUUGGGUUCGCUCUGUCCAGCCCUCGGACGACGGGCGAGUGAUUGCAAGCUGUUCGAAUGACCAGACCGCGCGGAUCAUUGACCCGCUAAACGGCGAGACAAAGAUGGAGCUGCGUGGACAUGAGCACACGGUUGAGACCGCGGUAUUUGCGCCACUUGCCGCGUAUGCUGCUAUCCGCGAGCUUGCCGGCAUUCCUAACACCGAGCGAUCCAAGAGGCCGGGCGCGUAUCUUGCGACUGGAUCACGAGACAAGACGAUCAAGUUGUGGGACGCACAAAGUGGCCAGAUGCUUCGGAAUCUGGCCGGGCACGACAACUGGGUGCGUGCACUUGUGUUCCAUCCCUCAGGAAAGUACCUCCUCUCCGCCUCGGAUGACUACACAAUACGGGUGUGGGAGCUCGCGACCGGGCGAUGUGUCAAGACCCUCCAGGCACACUCACACUUCGUCACCUGUUUGGCGUGGGGGCCACAAGCCGCGGCCUCCGACGCUGCGAAGCCAAAUGGCGCUGUUGGCGAUGCGAAACAGGAGGACGCCAAGUUUGUGAACGUGGUCGCGACUGGCAGCGUCGACCAGACAAUCAAGAUCUGGCUCCCAUGA